Messenger RNA from Striga asiatica, 1320 nucleotides. Lineage: Eukaryota; Viridiplantae; Streptophyta; Magnoliopsida; Lamiales; Orobanchaceae. The record is from the annotation of a GenBank genome assembly.
AUGGAACAAUGUCCGCAUGCGGUAGAAUUAGAGCUUGAAUACGACGUCGUUAAGUUCGAAUCCGUCGCUUUCAGUAGCGAGCUCACCGCCUCUUCACAGGCAAGCAUCAAACUUUGCUGCUGCAGUGUAAUUAAGAUAAAAGCCACUGAUCUGAUAACAGCUAAGAGCCAAAUGGAAAGCCCCAACAAUGGCGGUAUACCAGAGGACCUGUUACUCGAGAUUCUUUUACGGUUAACCGUAAAAGACUUAUUGCGAUUCAAGUCCGUCUGCAAGCGCUGGUACUCUAUUAUCCGAAAUCCCGAUUUUGUAAACCAACACUUUACCCACAAAAGCAAUCAAGAAUACCUUCUCAUUCGUCACUACAGAUAUGACUUGGAGCAGUACGCGUUUGCCAUGUAUCUCGAUGAAAAUUUUUCAAAAUACGAAGAGCCCGAUAAUCUUCAGCUUCCCUUCACUGUCUCGGCUCUAAUGGGUCCCAUAAACGGCGUAUUUUGGGCAGCCGGAAUAUCGGGCCACAUGGCGCUCUUGAACCCUGCCACGAGACAGUUUAAGCCGAUCUCAUUGCUUUUGCCUGAUAUCCCGCCUUAUUUAUCUCUUUAUGACCAUUUGUUCGGGUUCGGUCUCGACUCAAGAAGUGGCGAUUACAAGGUUAUCUCGAUUCAGUACUAUUGGAAUGGGGAGACUGAUAUGGCUCACCAUCCGUGUAUAAUAUCUGUUUACACCUCGUCUAGUGAUUCUUGGAAGCAUUUUGAAGACUCGGGUUUGGUUAAUUCGAGCCGCUGUGUGUAUAGGUCUUUAUGCAACACUUACCUGAAAGGUUCUUACUAUUGGAUAAUGGAUAAUGACAAGGAUGUUGCUAUUCUUGCUUUCGAUGUAAAAAACGAGAGCUUUAGGGAAAUACGAGUUCCUGAUUGUAUCAAGACUAAAGAAGGGGACCUUUCUUUGUACGGUGAUUCGUUAGCUCUGCUGACGUGUGAUUUGGAUAAUGAUAUUAGGUGGCCGCUCGGUUUCUGGAAGGAAAACGAGCUUUUGAUCGAAACUGAAAAUUCUGUGUUGACUAUGUAUGAUGUGAGUGCUCGGAAAUCGAGGACAGUGGAGAAUCGGAGGAAAGAGAAUGGGUUUUUCAUUUAUUGGGUGUUUUCUUAUAAGGAAAGCCUCGUGUCGAUUGAAGGAGAAGGGGAAGGUGAUUGUCACGCAGAAGUCUACCGCAAAAAUGGUGAUGGACUCGUGAAUUGCACACUGCAAAUAAUUUGUAUUAUCUUGAGGAAAUUAGACAUAGUGAAUGUCAGGGAGAGGGAGGCAAAUCUGCAGUCAUUUUGA